GUCAUGGAUGUGUCUUGAAUGGACAGACACGGCUUGGGAGAGAGAACAGCCCUGCUAUAACAGGUACACCCUCUCCCGGGGUUAUUAUGAAAAUAUCAGGUGACGUAGGCGGUGGUCUUCCUGCGCCGUGAUUGGUCGAGGUUUGUUGACCUUCCACACAACCCUCCCACUUCCCCCGUCGGCUGUUAUAACAUUGUGCGUAACGUUAGUAGUCAGCAGCAGCGCGCCCGAGAGCAGGCCGCUGUAUCUUCACUUUCCUAACAGGAGAAAAUAUAUACAAGAGGUGCCACUGGGAACUAGACGAACUAUUCUACUUUGGAAUCCCUUCUCCUUACGGAUCGCGUUACUUGUGUGGACUGCAGGCUACUUUUGAAAAUCAUGGACAUGAAUGUGCGGAGACCCAAACGCCCGGCCAGGACGGCGGAAGACUCUUGCAGCUGCGGCAGCACGCACCCGUGUUCCGGGACGCCGGGUUCCCGGGGAACAGCGGCCAGCCGCAUGCGGAUCUCCAUUCAUCCCACCACCGGUGGGCAAUUCGAACUAGACGUACCUUGUCAUGAGACUGUAGAGGAACUAAAGCGAAGGAUAUCCAAACAGCUGAAAGUGGCCAAGGACAGAAUAAUGUUGCUGCAUCGGGACAAACAACUGAAGCGGGGUUCCUUGGACGAGAACGCCGUGUCAGAAGGAAGUAGAAUCACGCUGCUGCCGGCCGUCGAGUCCGGCUUGAUCUCUCAAAGACCAGAACAGACUGUUAUGCAGGCACUGGACAGUUUAUCAGAAACACAGGUGAAUGACUUCCUGUCUGGCCGGUCCCCCCUGACCCUGGCGCUGAGAGUCGGCGACCACAUGAUGUUCGUGCAGCUGCAGCUCGCGGCUCACCAGAUCCCCGCCAGCCACCAGCCAGCCAACCAGGGUGCAGCGCACAAACGUUUCGCAACAACCAAUAGCAAAUCAUCCUCCUCCAGCUCUGCUGCUACAGCCACUUCGACCACUGCCACACCACCGUUGUCAUCGCGCCAUCAUCCGUCCAAGAACUUCGCACCAUCAUCGUUUGCAUCGUCAGCAGCAUCUUCAUCAUCUUCUUCCUCUUCUUCGUCAUCAUCAUCUUCUUCUUCGUCUUCUUCUGGAUCACAACAGAAGUCAUCUUCCUCGAAGCAGGGUGCAUUCAUCGAGAGCAUCAAGAAUCAUGGACCAGGCAUCUACUCAGGGACAUUUUCUGGCACGUUGAGUCCUUCCCUUCAAGAUGACCAGGGUAGACCUCGGAGAGACAUCAACACCAUCUUGCACAUCCUCAACGACCUCUUGGGGGCAACACAGCGAUUUUCCUUCGGACCCGGCGGUACUCUGUCUAGCGAACCACCGGCGCCAGAGACGACCACGGCCAGACCCCGGAAACCGACACCACCACCUCGUCCUCCUGAGGUCAGCGCGGCUCACAUGGACGAGGAGAAUCGUGCCACGAGAGGGAAGGUCGAGCAGCUGCAGCUCCUGAUGCAGCAGACCCGGCUCCGACGCAAGGCCCGCCGCGAGCAGCGCACGCCCUACUGGACCAGCGGGCGGAAAUCCUCACGGUCAGACAGCACGGGCAGCAGUAGUAGCGACUCCGGCGCGUCCGUAGACAUGGACAUUGAGAGCUCCGUGGCGGCGUCCGAUAGCAACGGCUACCCCAAGAUCAACCCGGAAUACGUCUUCGCUUGAACGGAUAGCAUCAAACUGUUUGACGUUUUCUUGACUGGCUUGACCGAGUUGGUUGUUGCAACCCUACUUGCCUGACAACUCAAGUUGAUGCCAUUGGGUGUUGCUUGCCUGCAAUUCAAACUUGAACUGUUGACCUUUGGGUCAAGGGUCACUUGGUGAGUGUGGUUAAAGGGCUGUGGCAUUGUGGUUACUGAGCAAGUCCCUUUGCACUGCACUAGGUGGGUGAUAAACCACUAACAGAUAAAGCAGUAUGUGACCUCUAGUCUUGGGGUGGAUCGAAAAUAUGGACCAAUUGACUUUUGUGUGGUAUGAUGACGUUUUAGUCAGAGAUGGGGUGUAAGCUAGCUUGAGGUUUACAUUUAGUGAGAUGAAUGGUAGUGCAGCGGUCUUAGCCCCCUUGUACUAGUGCUUGUUGUAGAAGUUGUGAGUAUAAUAGGCGAUGCAUUCUGACACCGAUAACCAGAAUCGUUGCUUGACAUUUGCAAUGUUCCCAGUCCCUUGUGGCUAACUCAGCCCACUGUGGCUACCAAUGAAACGACUUAAACCCUGGCCCCCGCGCUAGGUUGUUACCACGGAUACAAAUAACAAGAAAAUACACCAUCAUGGACGACAUGCAAAUGUAAAUACUUACCCAGAAUCCACUGUGCGUCUUGCACAACUUGUCACUUUUGCUGGCUACCUCUAAUGUGUGCUGUAAUUAGCCCUGCAGAUCAGAAACAAACUGUCUGUUAGGUAAAUCUUGAAUUAACCUGGUUUGUAUAAAUUUAAGUCCUGGUACUUUUCUGUUCUGUGACUCAUAUAUAAGACUUAACAUUUUUUUGUAUGUCACUUUGUUUAUGCUUUUUCUUUUUGCAUACAUUGGUGUGCUGUAAUGUUAAUACACAGUGAUCAUCACAUUUUGUUAUUUAUCAGGAAUACAUGUCAUGCUGCAUUUAUACAGAAUCCUCUCAAAUCAUGUCUUCAUCUUGACUGUUGUACUUACUUGUACAAAUACCUCCACUGCCUCCUUUUGAAAAUACCUCCACUCGAGAGAGAAAUGAAAUAAAAGACUUGUGAUUCAGACUCCUGGUACAGUAGAUGUUUUAGAGACUUGUAUGACGACUCAUAACCUACUCUUGGGAAAGGUUAGAACAUCCAUAUACGGACUGAAUGUAGUAGAAACUGCACUUCUAGCAAACUCUAGGACUGGCAUAUUGUUGUUGGAGGGGUGGCACUCUAAGCUUUGUCUUCGGAUGGUAACUUCAGAUCCAGCCAUUGAAAUAUUGCUAUUUAUUCAGGAAAGGCACAAUCAACAACUACCAGAAAUAGAAAAAAAUAUUGCUAAUUGCAAUGGGCUUAUAGUGCCAGGACCAUGGUUUUCCCUCCCCCUUCAAUAUGCCACAUGGUACAUAGUCAUAGACUGGAGAGAACUCUCGCUAACAUACUCUUGCACGCACACAGUAUGUCUGUCAUGGGCACCUGCUUCAAAGCCGUACAGGUUGAGGCAUUAAACAGUGUUAUUCUGUCGGUAGCGACCAGCGAUGCAGCAGUUGUGAAUGGCCAAAAUGUCAAAGGUGUGCCCCUCCCCGAGUAAAGGGUGGACAACCUUUCGAAACCUGAAGGGUUUUCCCUUGCUUUUUUCCUGUGAGCUUGUUAUGUGGGCAAUGCUGAUAUCACAAGUUAUCCCAGUGACGCAAGUUCUCUGGCUGAGCUUGUAUUAGCCGAAUGCCCCUAAGCUGUAAUAAUGCAUCUGCUAUCUUGCUGGUCGCACCAAACAAUAGUUGUAAAUGAUACCAAGAUGGAACUACAAUCCAAUGUACAUAUCACACAACUCCCAACUGUAAAUGGUACAUACCCUUCUUAGGUAGGUUGGAAUUCAUUUAAAGUACAAACUGCUGCCUGGAUUAGUAUUCUACAGACUGUGUAACCGAAGACUGGAAUCUUGUUGGUCCAAACCCAACAAACGGUUUCGCUAUUGAAACAGAACGUCAGAAUGUAUGACAGUUUAAUCUAUGUCAAGAUAAUGACAAUAGCAAUUGUAUUGAUAGAAUGUAUGUGUUAGAAUAGCCAGAAGGAUGGAUACUCCUGUACAUGUGUUAUACAUAGUAAUGUAUUAUAUAUAAACAAUUUACAUAUGUGUGUAAACUGCAUGCUAGCCAGGUAUUGAGUAGGGAGAAACCAAGUAUUUUUUUGGUGAGAUUUUUCCGUGUAUUUGCACAUUGUAUGAUAUGCAAUUUCAUGUGUGAUAAUCACGGAAGGUACUUCAGUGACAGUACUACACUACAGUUCAGCUGACUUCUCUCUCGCUCUCUGUAUGUUUUGGUGUCAUAAUGAUCUUUUAUUUGCUGUGUUUUCACGCUGGAUGGUGUAAUGUCGCAAUUUCAUGCCAGUUGUGGAAUACGUGUCCCGGAGAGGACGCCCCAACGUUCAAUAAAAAUUCCAACAGAAUGGUUGAAAUCAUGAACAUAAA
This is a messenger RNA of Branchiostoma floridae (Florida lancelet), 4147 nucleotides long. Its product is annotated as midnolin-like. Gene Ontology annotation, cellular component: nucleus. Gene Ontology annotation, molecular function: protein binding. NCBI's taxonomy places the organism in Eukaryota, Metazoa, Chordata, Leptocardii, Amphioxiformes, Branchiostomatidae. The record is from RefSeq and is a predicted model, not a curated record.